GAAGAUGAAUGGCCUGGGAUGGAGCAGGGUUUCGUAUUGGACGAUGCGUUCAAGUGCGCAAGUCCUUUUGGCGCCGACACUACGUUACAGGUGCCAUUGCGAGAACCCUCGCCCAUCGCAGUUUCCCCACAAGACCUCAUGGACUUUUCAUUUCCCAACGACAACUCGCUUUCGGUUCCAAUUCGAGAAUACGGGUUCCAAGGCGGCAAUGAACCGCCGAGGUUGUCUCCAGUAUCGUCUUCAUAUCAGUCGAUGGCUCCUUUGCAGAACGUGUCCUAUGAAAUGCCAACUACGAGUGUGGAGGAGUCCUAUAAUUCAUUUGAGCAGCCCUCUAUGGUCGUCAAUGGGCAUUAUCAGUCCAUUGAACAACAGAUAAUACAACCGCAACAAGGAUAUUAUCAGGUACGUGCGAUUUAUGACUACCUGUUUUGA
Messenger RNA from Cylicostephanus goldi, 432 nucleotides. The record is from the annotation of a GenBank genome assembly. Lineage: Eukaryota; Metazoa; Nematoda; Chromadorea; Rhabditida; Strongylidae.